AUGUUGGGUGUCACAGCGGACCGCAAGCGCCGACACGACGCUGAAGAGCAGCGCCAAGCCAAGUCUGAGAGAUUGGUGGAUGCGCUAGCCACCAGCCUUACCAGCAACGACCGAUUCCAGGAGCAGCACCUGAAACUGCUGGAGGGGCAGGCGGCACACGGGAAGGCGGCGGAAGAGAGCCGCGCCGCCGCCUCCAAGGAGCUGGCGACCAUGGCAGCCGCCAUGAAGGAAAAGGAGGCAUAG
This is a messenger RNA of Chlorella variabilis, 243 nucleotides long. RefSeq names its product expressed protein. The record is from RefSeq and is a predicted model, not a curated record. The transcript has 3 exons. NCBI's taxonomy places the organism in Eukaryota, Viridiplantae, Chlorophyta, Trebouxiophyceae, Chlorellales, Chlorellaceae. Bases 1 to 243 code for a protein of 80 amino acids.